Cricetulus griseus (Chinese hamster) is the source of this 378-nucleotide messenger RNA. The record is from RefSeq and is a predicted model, not a curated record. NCBI's taxonomy places the organism in Eukaryota, Metazoa, Chordata, Mammalia, Rodentia, Cricetidae.
AUGGCGGACAGUGGCAGCCCCACCAGCAGCUCUGGCCCCUGGUGGAAAUCGCUAACCAGGAAAAAAAGCAAGGAAGUCACAGUGGGGGCGCAGCCUUGUGUUCAGCCAGAGGCCGAGGAUCAAACACCACCUUACUCGGAUCGGACUAGCAGCUCUCGAGAGAACCAGCACUCCGACGUUCUUGGGGACACCGGAGAGACCCCCAGGUCAGAGAAGUUGUGUGAGGAGAAGUCAUGCAACAGCCGGCGCAAUCUGAAGAUCUCACGCUCUGGCCGAUUUAAGGAGAAGAGGAAAGUGCGUGCUACGCUGCUUCCCGAAGGAGACAGGUCCCCUGAGGAGGCCGACUUUCCAGAUGACCCCCAGGAGGAUAAGCAAUAG